This is a messenger RNA of Malaya genurostris, 2609 nucleotides long. Its product is annotated as zinc finger protein 236-like. Gene Ontology annotation, molecular function: DNA-binding transcription factor activity, RNA polymerase II-specific; RNA polymerase II transcription regulatory region sequence-specific DNA binding. Gene Ontology annotation, biological process: regulation of transcription by RNA polymerase II. The record is from RefSeq and is a predicted model, not a curated record. Gene Ontology annotation, cellular component: nucleus. The coding region runs from base 116 to 2491 and encodes 791 amino acids. The transcript is spliced from 7 exons. Lineage: Eukaryota; Metazoa; Arthropoda; Insecta; Diptera; Culicidae.
GGUAACUUUCAGUAAACAUUUAUAUUUAUGAUGAUGCUCAGCUGAAAUCAUAGUGAAAGAAUUUUACAAAUAAUUAAAUUUAUAACUAUUGCAGCGCAAUUUUAUUUAGGCUCAAAUGGAUGCAUCAAAAUUAUGUUCAAGCAAUAAUCAAGCACUUACGGAUCAACAUCAAUGCGAACAGUGCUCAAUGCGCUUUCGAAAUAGAUCGUUGCUCAUCCGUCAUGUGAGCCAACUACACAAACCGUUGAAAAAAUAUCAAUGUACUCAUUGCAGUUCAGCAUUUAAUUCCCUUAAAAAUAUCACUCUUCACCGUGCCAUCCACGGUCCGAAACCAUUCAAAUGUCCCAAAUGUGCAAUGAUUUUUCGUAGACAUACCAGCUUGAUUGGACAUAUCGAACGGCACUAUGUAGCAGAAGAUCAUAUAUGUGCUGUUUGUGAUCGUGAGUUUGCAUCACUUGACGAUUUAAAGUCCCACGUCUACGAUGGUCACGAAGAAAUUCUGAGUAGUAAUGAUCAGACAAAGACAGUCGAUGCGCGAGAAGCUUCCAAGGUUUUUAAAUGUUCCAUUUGCGAAAAUAAAGUUUUUUCCAAGAAGAGUUUAUUAGAGAGGCAUUUUUUAAUACACACAAAGCAGAAACCAUUCAUGUGUGAUACUUGCGGCAAAUCUUUCAAUCAAAAGAGCAGUCUAAAAACGCAUCUGUUGGUACAUAGUAAGAUCCAAGAAUUUGUUUGCUUGCUUUGCGGCUUAGGAUUUUCUCAGAAAGUUAAUCUUCGGGUGCAUACCCUUCGUGUUCAUCCAAAGAAAAAUUCUUCGCUCAACGAUCGUUUACCUUGUCCCUACUGUCCUUGUUUGUUCAAAAAACUUGGCAGCUUAAAUGCGCACAAAACCAAAAUACAUGCUGCCCUUCUCUCGGAGCCUAUCGCAAACGACGAUAGUUUGGUCAACGCUACCAACAGCGAAAUAAUCACAGAAUCAGGCCGAGAUUUAACGCUGCACGCACCUGGGGUUGUAUACAAAUGUGGCACAUGUGAGAUGGAUUUUCGUGAUAUGACACAGUUGCAAAAUCACAUUGAUUCACAUUCGGUCGAAAGCAAUGUUCGCGAAAUUGGACAUAACAAACAAAUACCGGAAAUAGUUCGACCGAUAAUCAAUAGUCGACGUGAUGAUCACCUCCAAGGAUCUAGCGAACAACGCCGGUAUGGUUGCAUAAUUUGUCCAGCGGCGUUCAAAAAGUCCAGCCACCUGAAGCAACAUAUGAAGUCACAUUACGGCAUCAAAGCGAACCGUUGCGAGAUAUGUGACAAAACGUUCACUACUAGCCACACACUGAAAGUGCAUCGCAACAGCCACAGUCAAAACUCACAGCUGCACUACAAGUGUAACGAAUGUACGGCACAAUUCAGUCUUCAGUCUAGUCUACGUCGGCAUACAAAACUUCAUGACAACCCGAAUCGCAGUUAUGGUUGUCCACAUUGCAAACGAACCUUUAAAUGGUUUCAAAAUUGCAAGACGCAUAUGAAAUUAGUUCACCCGGAAACGGUAGCAUCGACAAUGUCAGAAACAGUUGUUCCGAUCAAUCUCCAGGAUGGCGCACAAAGGAUAAGUGAAAUCCCGUCAAAUGAACAGAUUAAAUUCGUCGGUUUGACCGAUGAAACGCUAAUAGAUCUAAGCAAUUUACCGGCUAAUGUCAGUAUUGUUGAUAUUAGCAACCUCAAUAGUUGUAUAGUGAGAAUAGAUGAUCAGUUGUACGAAAUACCAGUGCAAAUGGAAUCGAAUGACACAACAGAAGUGAUACAAUUAACAGAUCAACAUUUUUUCACUCUUCACGGUGACCCUUCUGACACUGGAAUGCCGUACAGAUUGGAUUCAUCGUUAAAUGGUAACAUCAACCUAGAAACAACAGAAGAAACUCUCUACCAAUAUAUAAAUCCAACAUCCGAAGAUGGACCUGUCGAUGACGAAACGAUCGAAGGCGAGUUGGAAAAUUCCGCAAAGUGUAGCUCCUCGACGCUCCAAAGAAGAAGAAACACUCGACAGACCAAAGUGGUCAGUAAAACCGAGCAAGAUCUAUUUUCCGAAGUGCUUGAAGAUGGCAAGAAAAAAUACGGUUGCAAAAGUUGUCAGAAAAUGUUUAAGAAGCCAAUCGACCUUCGACGACAUAUUAGAACUCAUACAGGGGAGCGCCCUUUUCGUUGCUCUCAUUGUUCCAAACGGUUCACUUUGAAGGCCGUACUUCAAUCACACUUGAAAACACAUGAAACGAAACGCGAAACGAUACACUGUCCGGAAGUGGGAUGCGGACGGAAGUUCGCCUGCAAAACAAGCUUAGAAUUGCACCGACGCAUUCACACCGGCUACCGACCUUUCCGUUGUACGGUCUGUACGCUUACCUUCCGAACCUCUGGCCACAUGCAAGCACAUCUGAUUUCCCACUCGCGUCUAACAGCGAAACAAAAGCAAAACCUGCAUCAGUAUGAAUUAAAAAAAUGAAGCACUACGCCAAACGUUUCCGAAAUGGACUGUGAUAUAUUGUAAGUAGACUAACGUUUUACAUCGGAAAAUAUAUUUGAAAUAAAUGUAAAACUAGGUAGAUUCUAAUCAAGAAUUU